Camelina sativa (false flax) is the source of this 1215-nucleotide messenger RNA. RefSeq lists its product as uncharacterized. Lineage: Eukaryota; Viridiplantae; Streptophyta; Magnoliopsida; Brassicales; Brassicaceae. The record is from RefSeq and is a predicted model, not a curated record.
GUGAAAGUAAAAAAAAAAAGCUCUGAAAACUUGCUUUAUAAUGUCAUCAUCACUGCGAGACCCAAAAGAUCUGAACAGUCCCCCUCUCUCUCUCUCUUUAUUUCUCUCUCGGAGAGCUCUCUCUCUCUCAUGGCGGAGUACUGGUGAUUCCGUUUCGCCAUCGGAGAAUCUCUGUAACUGAUCAGUAGUCGAUGAUGAGUGAACUCGAUCUCGGAACGAGUCAGAGGAUGACGGAGACACACCGCACCACGACUACGACGACGUUUCUUGAUUUGCUCCGUCGUCAGAUGAGCGGUCACGAUCUCACCAGGAGGAAACGCACUCUUAAAGAACGGUUGAGAUUCAAAUGCAUCGGAGGAUGCUGUGGUCCGACCUGGAGUCUCCGUCUAACUAACAACGACGCCACUCUCCAUAGUCAAAGCUCCAGAGACGACGAAGAAAUCGAAGCACAAACCGAAACCGGACUCGUUCCCGGAUCGGGUUCGGGUAUGAAUCUCGCGACGGCGUUAGAAGCGGAGAGAUAUAACCGUGGAGGAGAAUCGACGGAAACGGAGGUAGAUAUGACGCCGACGAGAGUUUCGUUGAUGAGAUUGCUUGAGGAGACGGCGGAGAGAGCCGCUCAUGACGACGGCGGAGGAGGAGGAAAGGAAAUGGAGAUAAUAACGGCGUCAAUGGGGACGUUAACGGGUAAUGAUUCUGUGUGUUGCGUGUGUAUGGGAAGAAAGAAAGGUGCUGCGUUUAUCCCAUGUGGUCAUACUUUUUGCAGAGUCUGCUCUAGAGAACUCUGGCUUAACCGUGGAUCGUGUCCUCUUUGUAACCGUCCGAUCAUCGAGAUCCUCGAUAUCUUUUGAAAAAACGAUCGGACGGCUUAAAGUCCUCGAUCCACGUGUGAGUAAAUUGAGGUCGAAUCCCUAGAUAUACGUUCCAAAUUCCAAAAUUUUAGCUACGGUUUUGUGUACUACUUUGUACGUUUUUCUUUUGGUUUUAUGGAAGGAAGUCAGAUGAUGUAAAUGCAAAAAAAAAAAAAAAAAAUCAGCAAAGGCCCAUUUAAUCUAUUUAAGCCCAUCACAGAAACAGCGGAAGCUUCUAGCCUUAUUUACAUUGAUCAUGACGCGAUGAUUAGAAUCCAAAACAAUGCUCGCCUCACACCCAUUCAACGACGCGACGCUUUGUAUGUUCGAUUCCUAGGUCGUCACGUGGCAGAGUCGUAGGCGA